This is a messenger RNA of Planococcus citri (citrus mealybug), 2425 nucleotides long. RefSeq lists its product as uncharacterized. The record is from RefSeq and is a predicted model, not a curated record. Gene Ontology annotation, cellular component: cytoplasm. Bases 471 to 2192 code for a protein of 573 amino acids. The transcript has 2 exons. Gene Ontology annotation, molecular function: glycosyltransferase activity. NCBI's taxonomy places the organism in Eukaryota, Metazoa, Arthropoda, Insecta, Hemiptera, Pseudococcidae.
GUGUACAGGUAACCGAAACCAACCUGACCAGCUUCAUAAGUCAAACAUCCACAUCCACGAACAACUACCAGUACAAAAUACCACUCACACUCUCGCACCGUGUUUGCUGCUGCCAUCCACUUCCACCAGUCCACACAGACACACGCGACGAGUACGUAGAUACACCGCGACUAAUAAUAAUACAUUCGUGCGGAAGGCAAAGUAUAAGCAACGUUCGAGCUAACCAUUGCUUCUCUUCUCAACCAGAGUCGAAAGAACAUGCGAACGUGGUAGUCAGUGUCGAGUCGACUUUUUUCAUUAAACUCAAUUUUUCGUUGUUUAUUUUUUCGUGUUCGUGUGGUGAUAAAAAAAAAUCAUCCUCAAUGUGAUCCAGUGAUCUUGUGCUAGUUGCUAAGUUCGGUACUGUCCAUCGUAUGUACCUUCCGCUAUCAUCAGCUGAUCUGCUUCCGUUCGCUGUAAGAUGGAUAUGAAUGAAUCUGCGCCCAAAAUUUCCUAUACAAAUGGCCAAGGUCGUCGGAAAAUUUCGUCUUGCCGGAUGCAGACUUAGAACUGGCAUGCAUUUAAUGGAAUCGAGACCAAUCCGCCGGGCACUAUGUUUUCUUUUACUAUGGGGAAUCAUCGUGAUCGCAAUACUGCAAUUCCGCAAAUACCCAACUCUAGAGAAUCUCUACCUAUACCCGGAGAGCAACGUCGUAUACUACAAAUACCGAGACAAACGAGGUUUCAAGAAAGAAAUCGAGUCACCCAAACUCCUCCUCCAGGACUACCGCACCCUCGAGCCUCAAACCGAUAAAAACUCUCAAUACUCCGAAGACGAUAUAAUCCGCGAUAUUCAAAACGUCCUUCCAAAUUUACCAGUCUCGUACUGGAAUAAAAAUAAAAACAAAGCUAUCUACUAUAAAAACGACACUUGCGCUAAAUUUCCCAGUAUUUACGAUAUAGAAUUCAAUAACCUAUACUGGCAAUCUUUGCACAGCUCGAAUGGCACAUUUCACCUCUACGGAGCUUAUUACGAUAUCCGAAAAUUAAGUCGAAUCGGCCCGGCGGUCCGAAUCCUAGGUAUGAUUAAUCGUAUCGAACCUACCAUCAAAACAUAUUGCCAGUUUUGGUUCUCCAAUCACAAAGAGCCAGUUGUAGUCAAGAGCAUGGAAUACAAAUACAUCUGGUAUAAAAAAUGGGGUAAUUAUAAACAAGGUGUAUUUCAACCGUACUUGAUCGCCUGCCAAAUACCGAAAUCGUUCCAUCAUCUGGUCCCAGUCUCGGUAUCGUUGGUUGAAAAAAUCUGCGAUACUGCUACCAAUAAUUUGAGAGUAGUUUACAACAAGGUUGAUAAAAAGAAAGGAUUCGCUGUCUGCGUCAAAGGUCUAGAUUUCCUCUACAGUGAUUUAUCCGUCAGACUAAUCGAGUGGAUCGAAUUACUACACUUGUUGGGCGCCGAUAAAAUAUUCUUUUACCAAUUACACAUCCAUAAAAAUGUAACCAAGGUGUUGGAGUAUUACGAGAAACAAGGCAAAGUCGAAGUCACACCCAUCACUCUACCUGCCGGUCAACCAAACAUACCAGGUUUCCAGCAUCUCUACUUGACCAAAAAAGUAAACCAUAAACGUCAAAAUGAACUAAUACCCUAUAACGACUGCCUCUACAAGAAUAUGUACAGAUACGAGUAUAUAGUCUUACUCGACAUAGACGAAGUAAUAAUGCCUAUAAAAGUAUCCAACUGGAAAGACCUAAUGAACUCGGUCUUGAAAAAAGCCCUACACGAGAAAAACGAAACCAGAGCUUCGUACAAUGUACGAAACGUAUACUUUUUAGACGACUUUAUCCAUUCUCACGGUUGGUUCGAAGAUGUACCACCGUACAUGCAUAUGUUACAGCAUGUUUACAGGAGUAAGAAUUUCACCAAACCGAACCAGUACAUAAAGUGUUUCCAUAACCCCGAAAGAGCUCUAACUCUUCAUAACCAUUUUCCUCUGGCUUGCCUUAGCCAAGGAUGUACUUCGUAUUCCAUCGAUACGGCCGAUGCUCAAUUACAGCAUUAUAGAGCAGAUUGUGUGAAAACAUUGAAGAAAUCGUGCGACGAUUUUAAGCAUAACAGUGUAAUCGAUACGACCAUUUGGAGGUAUAAAGAACCUCUGGUUAAUCGCACCUUGCAAACGUUACAAGUAUUAGGAUUCUUUGAUAAAGCUAGAUAGAUUUAUAGCUUUCCUGUAGCCCUUUUUAAAAAUAUUUUACCUACCUGUGUACAGUAUUAGUUUAUUUUUUUCCCUCCCCCUCCCUCUCCCUCAUUCCUGUGCAUAUAUGUAUUUCAUUUUACUACAUAUCGAUACGUGUGUAAAAAUCAAUUUAUAUAUUUAAGACGAUGUGUAUUGUGUAUGUCUUACAAUCAUGUUAUGUUUUCCUAAAUACACGGUUUUAAAUACGCGUG